AACCGUCUCUGCAAAUUGCAAGUGCGUCUGUGCGCAGCAUCUAGUGCCAGUGGCGCUAACUGAAAUUUGCAGUUUUAAACUUCAUCUCUUUAAUCUCGUCACGGGCGUCCAAAUUCGCCUCCAUUAGCUAUUUAAUAAGCGGUCGCGCGCCUGCCUUUCUGUCCGUGUGAGAAACGAAACCCCUCCCAGCUAGCGGCCCUUUCACUUAAAGUUUGAGAGCUCACCUCAAGAUCCUCCACAGCGAGAAUAGAAGACCCCCCCCCCAGUCACAGGUCACAACUUUCAGGGAGCCAACGACCGCGACCUCUGUUAGGCCCUCAGUGCCCAGAAGACAAACGAGUCGAGAGAAUUGAUUCGAUUGCGAGCGCUUUCUGUAUGACGCAAGCUAAUUUACGAGGGGAGAUCGAAGAGGCCCGCGUGGGUGCGCUGACGAGACUCAAGCAGAGCGCGACGGACGGACUGGAAGUUGACAUGGCGGAACCUUCACGAGAAGCCGACGCCGAGUGGGGGCAAGUCUUUUCAGCAGGAGAGAGCACACGCAGUUUUGUGGAAGCCGAGGUGGUUUCUGCAAUUGAGUAUGACCGCUCAGGAGACUUUCUAGCUACGGGAAACAAAGGCGGACGCAUCUCCAUAUACUGCCGUCACGGAAAUCCAGCAUCGAAUCAAUCCAUGUACGGCGGAACAAGCGGCGACCCACAGUACCAAUUGUACACUGAGUUCCAAAGCCACAACGCCGAGUUUGACUACCUUAAAAGUCUCGAGAUCGAAGAGAAGAUAAACCAAAUUAAAUGGUGCCGUCCGGCUGGCGGGUCCCGCUGCCUGCUGUCGACAAACGACAAGACCAUCAAACUCUGGAAGAUACACGAGCGUAGCGUUCAUGAGGUCACGACGUACAAUGAACAGGGUCUUGCACACAUACCACGAGGACAGAUAACUCCGGAACUUAUUCGCCUGCCGCAAAUACGCAAUCGGGGCCAGGUUACAACAAGCUCAGCCAAGCGGGUGUACGCAAACGCACACACGUACCACAUCAACUCGAUUGCGAUAAACAGCGACGGAGAGACGUUCAUUUCGGCUGACGACCUACGCGUCAACCUGUGGAGUCUUGGUGUCUCUAAUCAAAGUUUCAAUAUCGUUGACAUUAAGCCUGCGAACAUGGAAGAGCUAACCGAGGUCAUAACAGCUGCAGAUUUCCACCCAACACACUGCAAUACGAUGAUGUAUAGCACCAGUCGUGGCGCCAUCAAGAUGGGUGAUAUGCGGCAAUCAGCUCUGUGUGACGCGUACUCACAAGUGUUUGAAGAGCAAGAAGAUCCUGAAGCUCGCAGCUUCUUCUCUGAGAUCAUUGCGUCUAUCUCAGAUAUCAAAUUCUCUCCGGACGGUCGCUACAUCAUUGCACGCGACUUCCUCACGCUUAAAGUCUGGGACAUCAACAUGAACUCACGCCCAGUUCAAACGAUCAAUAUCCACGAGCACCUGCGCCCGCGGUUGGGAGAUCUGUACGAAAGCGAUUGCAUCUUCGAUAAAUUCGAGUGCGCGGUCAGCGGAGACGGCAACAACUUCAUUACAGGCUCGUACAAUAGCGAGUUCCAUAUUUAUGACCGCUAUGGGCGCGCCGACAUCUCUAUCACGCCACGUACCGCACGAGUGAGUCGCCGCCACUCCAUGCCACAGCGAGGUAUUGCUCAGCAGAUUGCCGCGAUGCCCACUCCAGGUGACCCGGACGCGUUGGAUUUCUCCAAGAAGAUCUUGCAGGCUAGCUGGCACCCAUCACUGAACGAAGUUGCCGUAUCCAUCCGCAACAGCCUUUUUGUCUAUGCGGCCUAGCAGCUUUGAGCAUGACCCUGGGAGUGUUAAUUGGUGAAACAGCUCCGUUGGUAAGAGAGUAGCAUGCAAAAACAGCGGAUAAACGGACAGUACAGAGUCCCCCUGAAUAAGUGUAGCUUGUACUUCAUAUACCCCUUUAUAUCGGA
Phytophthora infestans T30-4 is the source of this 1973-nucleotide messenger RNA. Its product is annotated as protein phosphatase PP2A regulatory subunit B. NCBI's taxonomy places the organism in Eukaryota, Oomycota, Peronosporomycetes, Peronosporales, Peronosporaceae. Gene Ontology annotation, cellular component: protein phosphatase type 2A complex; cytosol. Gene Ontology annotation, biological process: peptidyl-serine dephosphorylation. Gene Ontology annotation, molecular function: protein binding; protein phosphatase regulator activity. The coding region runs from base 376 to 1827 and encodes 483 amino acids. The transcript is spliced from 6 exons. The record is from RefSeq and is a predicted model, not a curated record.